AUGGAAGGUCAGCAGGGGGGAGGCGAUGGUGCCGUGGAGGAUGUGGCGCGCGACAUUGAGCGCUUCCAGCUCAGCGGCGAGGGCGGUUACCAGCCGCAACGAGGCUCUGCAUCCGACGCACCGCAUGCUGCACCACCCACGGGGGUGGAGCUGCAGCGACGCAUCUUCACCCACAACAAGCCCCACUCAUCGGGUGGCCUGCAAUGGGUCGACGAAGUGGAGCUCAAGAAGCAGCGCAGCGUGGCAGUUGAUGUCUUGAAGCAGUUGGGGCAAAACAUCCUCGAGGGCAAGGAUCUCACCAAGAUCGCUCUGCCAGUAUACUUGUUCGAGCCUCGCUCCUUCCUCGAGCGUCUUGCCGAUGGCUUUUCCUUUGCUCCCCACUUCCUUCGCAAGGCCGCCGAGGCCAAGGAUGCGCUUGAGCGUCUGAAGUACGUCAUCGCCUUCAGCGUUGCCGGCCUGCACCUCACCGCCACCCAAAAGAAGCCCUUCAACCCCAUUCUUGGUAUGCCUGGCCUUCCUAUUCCGAUGGACUGCUACCGGGUCAUUAACGACAACGACAACAACAACAACAACACAGGCGAGACGCACCAGGCCUUCUUCGAGGACGGCACGGCAGUGUACUGCGAGCAGUCGUCGCACCACCCGCCGGCAUCGAACUUCCAGGUGCUGCCGCCGGACGACGCCUACCGGCUGUACGGCUUCGGCAUCUUCUCCGCCCACUGGAAGGGCAACGUCAUCCACGGCCUUCAGAAGGGACCCAACCUCGUCGAGUUCCCCGCCGAUGGGACGAUUAUUUCGAUUGAGUUGCCGCACGCCAUCUUCAAGGGCCUCAUCUGGGGCGAUCGUAUUCAGGACUACGGCGGCUCCAUCACCUUCACCGACAAGAAGAACGACCUCGCCUGCGAGUUGACGUUCGAGGCUCCGGGCUGGGUGGCUUCCUGGUUCUCCACCCCCAAGCACCCGUCCGAUUGGCUGAGCGACGUGCUGGCCAAGGUCGAGGGAUCCUGGCUAUCCCACGUCGACGUUGAUGGCAAGAGGUACUGGGACCUUAAGGAGGUGGCGCCGUGGUCCAUUCGACCCGCGGACAACCCGCUUCCGUCGGACUGUAGAUAUCGAGAGGACCUCCAGGCCCUCCUGCGCGGCGACGAGGAAGAGGCCCAGCGGCUCAAGGUCAAGCUGGAGGAGAAGCAGAGGAGGGAGGCCCGACUGAGGGACGAGGGCGAGGCCGCGGCUCGCGCGAAGAGGUCUCGUGGUGACAAGGGCGCCAAGUGA
Acanthamoeba castellanii str. Neff is the source of this 1272-nucleotide messenger RNA. RefSeq names its product Oxysterolbinding protein 9, putative. Gene Ontology annotation, cellular component: cytosol; membrane; intracellular membrane-bounded organelle. Gene Ontology annotation, molecular function: sterol binding. Bases 1 to 1272 code for a protein of 423 amino acids. The transcript has 9 exons. The record is from RefSeq and is a predicted model, not a curated record. NCBI's taxonomy places the organism in Eukaryota, Discosea, Longamoebia, Acanthamoebidae.